Messenger RNA from Verticillium alfalfae VaMs.102, 885 nucleotides. Its product is annotated as mannose-P-dolichol utilization defect 1 protein. NCBI's taxonomy places the organism in Eukaryota, Fungi, Ascomycota, Sordariomycetes, Glomerellales, Plectosphaerellaceae. The record is from RefSeq and is a predicted model, not a curated record. The coding region runs from base 1 to 885 and encodes 294 amino acids. The transcript is spliced from 2 exons.
AUGGACGCCCUCCAGGAAACUCUUCGCCCGCUCCUCCAACCCAUUACACACAAUCUUCCGGGUCCCAUCAAUGACCUCGCCCUCUCCCUCCUCGGCGAGCAGUGCCACACCUCACUCGUUCGCGACAUUACCCUCACCGAUGACGUCUGCCUGAAACUCGCCGUCUCUAAGGCCCUUGGCCUCGCCAUUGUCGCCGCCGCCUCCAUCGUCAAGGUGCCGCAGAUCCUGAAGCUCGUCUCCUCCAAGUCCCCCGCCGGCGUCUCCGUCCUCUCCUACGCCCUCGAGACGGCCGCCUACGUCGUUUCGCUGGCCUACAACUACCGCAACGGCUUCCCCUUCAGCACGUACGGCGAGACAGCCCUCAUCGCCGCCCAGAACGUCGUCAUCACCGUUCUCGUUCUCAACUAUGCCGGCCGCGCGCCUCUCGCCGCCAUCUUCGUCAGCGCCCUGGCCGUCGCCUUUGGCAGCCUCUUCACGGAUCAGUUCGUGGGCAUGGAGCAGCUCUCGGUCCUCCAGGCCGGCGCCGGCGUCGUCGGCGUCGCGAGCAAGAUCCCCCAGAUCCUCGCCAUCUGGCAGGAGGGCGGCACCGGCCAGCUGAGCGCCUUCACUGUCUUCAACUACCUCGUCGGCUCUCUGACGCGCAUCUUCACCACCCUCCAGGAGGUCGACGACAAGCUCAUCCUCUACGGCUUCAUCGCCGGCUUCGCCCUCAACGCCGUCCUCGCGACCCAGAUGGUGUACUACUGGAACGCCCCUUCGGCCAAGGCCAAGGGCAAGCGCAAGGCCGACCCCGUCUCGUACGCUGCGGCCGCCACGCCCUCGCCUGCGGGCUCCGCGAGCGCGACGCCCACGAAGAAGGGACCCUCGACCCGCCGACGGGGCUGA